This is a messenger RNA of Manihot esculenta (cassava), 1661 nucleotides long. Its product is annotated as arogenate dehydratase 3. Gene Ontology annotation, biological process: L-phenylalanine biosynthetic process. The coding region runs from base 96 to 1382 and encodes 428 amino acids. Gene Ontology annotation, cellular component: chloroplast; cytoplasm. The record is from RefSeq and is a predicted model, not a curated record. Gene Ontology annotation, molecular function: prephenate dehydratase activity; arogenate dehydratase activity. The transcript has a single exon. NCBI's taxonomy places the organism in Eukaryota, Viridiplantae, Streptophyta, Magnoliopsida, Malpighiales, Euphorbiaceae.
CGUUCCAUUGCACAGAGAACACCAAGCUUUAAAGAAAAAUCCCUCCCUAUUCUUUCUAUUAUUCAAUUAAGCGGAACAAAGACGCUAGCUUAACGAUGCAGGCGAUCUCUCCUUCGUCUCCGCUCAAGUCUUUGCUCCCGACUCGGCGUCCACUCGCCCGAGUCACUCCCAACAAACUAUCUGUUCAUUGCAUCUAUCGUUCAGAUCCCAUCCAUUUCCCCAACGGCGUUGGCUCCAGUCGAGCUGACUGGCAAACCUCUUGCGCUAUAUUAGCUAGCAGAGUUGUCUCUCAAGAGCAACCUACAGACAAAUCCAAUGGAGAUUACGGCGGCGAUCGUAGCGCCGACCAUGUCGCUGCUGUUAAUGGUCAUAAGACCUCUGUCGACCUUAAUUUAGUCCCUCUGAACAAAGGCUCUACUGAAGAUAACAAUAAGGCCAUGAAGCCUUUAACUAUUACAGAUCUCUCACCGGCUCCUAUGCACGGGUCUCAUCUCCGUGUAGCUUAUCAGGGAGUUCCUGGGGCAUAUUCAGAGGCUGCAGCAGGAAAAGCUUAUCCGAACUGUGAAUCUAUUCCUUGCGAUCAAUUCGAGGUUGCUUUCCAGGCGGUGGAGCUCUGGGUUGCAGAUCGUGCGGUUUUACCAGUUGAGAAUUCUCUUGGCGGAUCAAUUCACAGAAAUUAUGAUUUGCUCCUCCGGCAUCGCCUCCAUAUCGUCGGCGAAGUACAAUUACCGGUCCACCACUGUCUCUUAGCCCUCCCUGGCGUCCACAAAGAGAACAUUACUCGAGUGAUCUCUCAUCCUCAAGCACUCGCACAGUGCGAGCUAAGUCUCUCUAAACUCGGACUAAACGCCGCCAGGGAGGCAGUGGAUGACACAGCUGGAGCUGCAGAGCACAUAGCUGCCAACAACCUUCGCGACACAGCUGCCAUAGCAAGUGCACGGGCGGCGGAGCUGUACGGACUACAGAUACUGGCAGAUGGAAUCCAGGACGACUCAAGCAACGUAACGCGAUUCGUGAUGUUAGCGCGUGAGCCCAUAAUCCCGCGCACAGAUAGACCAUUCAAGACGAGCAUUGUUUUCGCACACGAUAAGGGAACGAGCGUGCUUUUCAAAGUGCUAUCAGCGUUCGCGUUUCGCAACAUCAACUUGACGAAGAUUGAGUCGCGACCGCACCGAAAUUGUCCAAUCAGGCUGGUGGACGACGCGAAUGUGGGCACAGCAAAGCACUUCGAGUACAUGUUUUAUGUGGAUUUUGAAGCGUCAAUGGCGGACGUUAGGGCACAGAACGCGUUAGCAGAGGUGCAAGAGUUCACAUCUUUCUUGAGGGUGUUGGGGAGCUAUCCUAUGGACAUGACCCCUUGGUGUCCAUCAAUGGGAAAUUAGCAAAGCCCACCAAUAGAAAAUUCGAGAAAAAAGAAACCCCUAAGUGUUAUUAUUUACACCAAAAGGGAAACUGAAUUUUUUUUAUUUAGAUUUUUUAUUAUUUUAAAUUGGGAAUUUUUAUUUCAACAAUGAGAAUAUAUUGGCGUAAAUAUUUUGAAAUUAAACAUAGUUGUUGGUGAAAGGUGUAAGAUUAUGAAUUACCCAUGGCCCUUUGUAUGUCAAGAGACCCUUUUGCUUAGAAGGGACAUGAAAAUGAAUAUAUCAUAAGACUUUUCCAUA